GUAAACACAGAUAAGAACAAACCAGACCAUGAAGCCAUGAGAACAAGCCUCGAUCCUGUAUAUCAAUCCAUGAGUCCAGCACUGUGUUUCCUACGCAUUGGUCGGUUCGACGUUGCGCCCGUUGCUGUCCACGAGAUGUCGAAUGCAGGCAGCUCUCAUGGAAGGCCUUAUGGACCACCUACAGAUGACCGAAUUCAGCAUGAGCACGCUAAAGUUCAGGAGGUUGUUGGGAUAAUGAGGGACAACGUAAACCGUGUGUUGGAACGAGAAUCCAAGCUGGCAGAAAUAGAUUCCCGUGCCGAUGAACUCCAGGUUCAAUCACGACAGUUUGAGGCAGUGUCCAACCGAAUAAGAAGGAAAUACUUUUGGCAGAACAUGAAGAUGUGGGCGAUCCUGGCCAUGGUUGUUGUGGCUCUCAUUGUUGUGAUUGUCGCUGAUGCUGAAGCCUGGAAACCCCUAUGGCCUCGGGAGUUUUAUGACUGCGUACGGCUCCUCAAACGCCACCGGGUUCCCGGUAAAGAGGACAUCCAACCAGCCUUGUUCGGAUGUGAGGGCGAAGUCCUCAUCCAGCGCUUGUCUGAUCUGUUUGCCUGCAUUUGGGUCGAGAAAACUGUCCCAGACUUAUGGCGAGAGUUGGUGAUAGUGCCUGCUUUCAAAACGGAUCUCGUAGUGAUUCCGCGAAUUACACUCAUUUGCAAACUAAUUUGGUUUUUCGAGAGACUCACCUGGAACCCAGCUAAAUCUCCCGUUUGUGAUGUUUCUAGGCCACUGAAUGUGCUGCACCAGGCCGCCUCAGUUGCCUGGAAACAUCACAAACAGGAGAUUCAGUUAGGUUUC
Opisthorchis viverrini is the source of this 837-nucleotide messenger RNA. RefSeq lists its product as hypothetical. Gene Ontology annotation, cellular component: SNARE complex; plasma membrane. Gene Ontology annotation, biological process: vesicle-mediated transport; vesicle fusion. Gene Ontology annotation, molecular function: SNAP receptor activity; syntaxin binding. The record is from RefSeq and is a predicted model, not a curated record. The annotation marks the transcript as partial. The transcript has 8 exons. NCBI's taxonomy places the organism in Eukaryota, Metazoa, Platyhelminthes, Trematoda, Opisthorchiida, Opisthorchiidae.